UUUCACAAUAUCAGUUCAAUUGUAUUUUGCAGAAAUGGGAUCUUCUGAAGGUCGAAGAGCAACUUUAAUGGUGUACAGAAAUUUACUGAAAGCAGUGAAAAAACAUAUAGGGAAGGAAGAACACAAAUCUCAUUUUACUGAUUUCAGCAGGGAAGAAUUCAAGAAGAACAUAAAUCUGGAAUACUCAAAAGACUCUUCUUUUAUUCAGCAAAGAAUUAAUCUUGCUCAAAAUUAUACUUAUCUUCUCAAUAGUAUCCAUCAUCAUAAGGACUUGCUAUUUUCUUACAACAUUGCAGUGGAUAGAUCAAAUGAGAUGACAAAAGUGCUGGGCAAAUCUGCUGCAAGUGUGGGUCUACGCCUUCCUGAUGUUUAUCAGCAUUAAAAGUUGCAUAUGCAUCACCGAGUCAUAUAUACACAUUUGCUCAAUGUACGCGUUGUUUGCAUUACUGGUAUCAUUUCGAAGGUGGUUUUAGAUGAUUCAACAAAACUGGAAGCUGAUAUCACAGAUAUCUCCUAGACCAACUUUCAUUCAUAUCUCCUUAGGAUAACAAUUUCGCGGAUCUGUCCUAUGUUGGACAGAAUGUUUUUGGUUCGAUGAACACCAAACCAGGAAAGUCAAUCAGAAAAAUGAAGAAUUCUCCGCGUUUGUGAAGACUGCCUCAGAAAUUGCCAAGCUAGAGAUAGUUGUGCCUGAUAAGUUUCAUUUCAUGUGAGAACUCAUUAGUCCAUUUGAGCCUGUUGUUUCUGUUUGUUACUGUUGUCUCUUUUUUCACUAUUCGUUCAUUCUACUGACGAUCUUUCAUAAACAACUUCUCUACCUACUUUAUCAUUCCUGGACUUACACUGAAUUUUUUGUCGU
Molecule: messenger RNA, 859 nt
Organism: Solanum lycopersicum (tomato)
Lineage: Eukaryota; Viridiplantae; Streptophyta; Magnoliopsida; Solanales; Solanaceae
Source: RefSeq, a predicted model, not a curated record